Messenger RNA from Tuber melanosporum (Perigord truffle), 1100 nucleotides. RefSeq lists its product as uncharacterized. The transcript has 4 exons. Lineage: Eukaryota; Fungi; Ascomycota; Pezizomycetes; Pezizales; Tuberaceae. Gene Ontology annotation, cellular component: small-subunit processome; nucleolus. The coding region runs from base 434 to 958 and encodes 174 amino acids. The record is from RefSeq and is a predicted model, not a curated record.
GCUCGGGCUUAAGUAAUAUUUGAGCGGGUGCCCGAAAGCAGGUGAAAGAGCUCUGGAUUAAUAUCAUUGAUUGAGUCGGUUAUUUAUGGUACAGUGCAGCGCAAGUGCACUACCGUCUCGUAUUCCAUUCACCGUUAUCGUGCACGGCGACGUGCAGAGGUCUCAUGAAUUGUCAUUCGAUCAUUGGCGGUAGCAGUGACGCAGGUCAGGAUUUGCUCACAGUAAGGUAUUAAUUAUAUGUAUGAUACCCCAUAGCGCACUAGGGUCAAACCUAAUCGUGUUCGUGUGAUAAAAGUUACCCUACCUACUCAUUAGCCCACCUCGGUGGUGAUCCAUCUUUACAUUUUCAACGACUACGGCGCCUCUUUUCAGUCUCCCCCACCAUCACCACCAUCACCACCACAAGAAUUCUUCAAUUCACAACACAAACGCAAUGGGAAUCGCCAAGAAAACCCGCAAAUUCGCACAAGUCAAGCGAGUAAUCUCCUCCCGCGACACCCGUCUCAAAAAGAACCAAGCAAAGCAACAAACCGCCAUCACAAAAAAAGACAAAUCCGGCGAAGUAGUUCGUGAAAUCCCACAAGUCUCCUCCUCUCUCUUCUUCCAAUUCAACACGGCGCUCCGACCACCUUACUCCGUCCUCGUGGACACCAACUUCCUGAACUUUACCAUACAAAAGAAGUUGGAGGUGAUGCAGUCCAUGAUGGAUUGCCUUCGGUAUCGGAUCGCGUUGCGCAUCGCUAGGGAUCCUAGGUUUGAGAGGGCCAGGUGCGAUCAUAAGGGGACGUAUGCUGAUGAUUGUAUUGUGAAUCGGGUUUUGCAACAUAAGAUAUAUAUCGUCGCGACAAACGAUCGGGAUUUGAAGAGGAGGGUAAGGAAGAUUCCCGGUGUGCCUAUCAUGAGUUGUGGGAAUGGGAAGUAUGUUAUCGAGAGGUUACCGGAUGCGCCGGAGAAGUGAGUGGGUGUUGGAAGUGGAAAAUUUUUGGGGGUUAAUCGUGGCUUGAAAAGUAUCAUAGAAAAGGGGCGUUUUGGUCUUUUUUAAUUUUAUUCUUCACUUUAUCUUGUAUCAUAACUUGGGCAAUUUAGAUCUUCAUCACCAA